CGAGAUAGUUCGCAUUUGUAUGUACCAUGCUAUUCCCACCAAUUCCGCAGAUGUAGUCGGUAAAUAUAAGUUAUUCACGAGGUGAUGUCAUCGUUGUCGUAACAAUUAUUCCUUCAUGGUAGUUCCGUAAUUAUCAGUUCAGUUGCUGAGUGAAUCUCUGGGCUGUGGGGCGGAUGAUAUUUUGUCCGGAGAUUCUGGCAUCUGGCGAGGUUAAACAGAGAGAAUUUAAAAUGUAUCUUGGCUCUGCUACUUCACGCCUGUACCUGUUGAUGAUCUGGGUGAUCGCUCUGGCUACGCUGACAGAAUCCGCAAAGAAAUUGAAACUUUGCGUCGUGAGCACUGCACAGAGGGCUAGAGUCGUCGAGGCAAAUUGUGGAGAUUUUAGGAAUGAUGGCUUUGAGUGUGUUAUUGCUAGUGAUAGAAUUGAAUGUCUGAGAGCAAUAGUCAAUGGCAGAGCGGACUUCGCUGUUUUUCAGCCGCAGGAUCUUUUCGUCGCACAAAGCAUCAACGAUGGGCAUAUUCUCGUCACCCACGAAUUUAGACUCUUCCCAGAGGAGGCAUCCUAUUAUGAAAUGGUCGUUUUGGUCACCGAUAAAAUAAGGAGCCUUACUGAUCUCCACGGCAAGAGAUUCUGUCAUCCUGGAUACGACAUCAUGGAUUACGAUUGGACCCCGCUUUUUGCAGAGUAUCUGCAGAACCAAAUAAUCCCUAAGAAAUGCGAGGAUUCCUCUUCCCUUCUGGAGAACAGAUUCGCUGCAUUAUCCGAAUGGUUCAAGGCUGCCUGCUUCCCUGGUCCCUGGAACUUCUCCCCGGAUAAGGAAGUCGAGAGACACCUGAAGUCAAAAUACAUCAACAUGUGUGCAAUUUGUAAUAAUGGUGCUUGUGACAUCAAUGACAAGUACAGUGGACGCAUGGGUGCCGUAAUGUGCCUAACCGAGGGUGACGGUGACGUCGCUUGGGUACGGCUGGAGGACGCUAAGGAAUACUUCAAGAUGGAGAUGAUUAACACGUCAAACUACAAAUUUAUGUGCCCUGAUGGGAUCGUGAGAAGUUUAGAUUUCUCGGGUGAUUUACCGUGCACCUGGAUCUCAAGGCCUUGGCCAGUUAUUGGUGCAAGAAGUGAUUUGGUUGAGAGAGUGGCUAGAGUAAUCGAUGGGCUUGCACAUUUGAACGCCCCCUGGCAGGUACUUCUUCUCUUGCUGAUAGAGGGGCACAAGGUCGCAACUGUCAAAAUAGACCCCUUCAAGACCCCCGAAGACUACCUCAAUGGAUUCACUGGGCUGAGCAGUGCCUACGCCGGAUCGACGUGUUACCCUUCCAGAAUAAUCAGGUGGUGUCUCUCCUCGAACCUCGAGGACAGAAAAUGCCAUUGGCUUCGUCGUGCUGCUCUCUCAUAUGGGUUGGAACCCGAAAUCAGUUGUCUUCAGCAGGCUGGUCGAAAUGCCUCCAUCGAGGGGGUCGCGCAGGGCUUCUGUGAUUUUUAUAUUGCUCAGCCUGAGGAGUUCAUGAUUGCGAGAAAGAAAAAUUUGACAGCCAUCCUCCAAUUGACGAGUUCCUACCUCAAGCACUUCAACAAUAUCGCGAUACUAGUGAAGAAAAACUCAAGAUACAAAAAAAUCGAGGAUCUCAGAGGAGCCAGGGCUUGCUUCACUAAAUACAGAAGUGUAGCAUGGAAUGCAUUUGUCAGUUUCAUGAGCAAUCACACGAAUGAUCGGUCCUGGUGUUGUUCAGACGAAAAAGCCAUCUCCACUUUUUUCGACUUAAUCGUCGUUCCUGAAGCCGACGCCGACGAGGAGAAGCUAAUCGUCAAGACUUUUCAAUGUUUGCUAUCAGAUCGUGGAGAUGUUGCAUUUGUCUCCCUUCGCGAAGAAUUCAAGUCUCACCCAGAUGUGCGCAGGAUCUGUGUCGAAGAUGUCUUUGACCCUGAUUGCAUUCUCACCUGGAGUAGUUUAGGAUCGGUAAUGGUGAAUGAAAAUCUACCUCAAGUACGUCGCAGAGAGAUAAUAUCAAUCCUAGAAGAGAUGAACACUUGGUUCGGGGUGCGACAUCCAGAGCCAACCCCAGCUAUCAGCCUCUACGAGCCCUACGAGACCCACCACAACGUCAUCUUCCCAGAACUGACUGUGAACCUGCUGCAGAAUAUAAGUCACGUACAACUACCUCGACCUUACAGUGAGAGUCUGGAGCAACUGAUCAGGAUCAGGAGUGAUCCCCUCGUCUGCGGCGCUAGCUCUACAAAGUCGUAUGAUAGUAUUUUAAUUUCCUUGAUUGUUACCGUUUUACUGAAUGCCGCGAUUUUUUAUUGAGAUGAUUCCAUGACUGUGAGAUACGUGAACAAGGGCUCCCUAUUUUUUAUUGUAUAAUAUUUACCUUUUAGAAAUGAUUUUUACUCAGCACUCAUUAGACAACUGAGGAAAUGUGGAAAUUGAGCUCAAAACAAAGAAGACUAUCUUAUAAAUUUAGCUGUAUUUGUACAAUAACUGAUAUUACAACUAAUCUGUAAAUACUCUCUUGCCAAUAACUCGGAACGUGCCAAAAUACUUCUAUAUCGUUAUAAGAAAAACUAGAAAAUGAAUAUCUCAGGACGGAUUUGGUCGGACUAGAGUGCCUUAUACUUAGUAAACCGCUACGUAAUAUAAAAAUGUAUUCAAAUCAGCAGUUCGAUCUGCGUUGUUAGAGUAGUGGAAUCCUUUGUUGAAUCUGUGAAUCUCAAGGGUGCCGUUGUCCAAUCCCAGCGCCUGAAGGUGAUAAUAUUAAUAUUAAUUUGAAUAAAAAUACAAAUUUUACAUUUUUU
Molecule: messenger RNA, 2794 nt
Organism: Diachasma alloeum
Lineage: Eukaryota; Metazoa; Arthropoda; Insecta; Hymenoptera; Braconidae
Gene: Tsf3
Product: transferrin
Exons: 11
Coding region: 174-2306 (710 amino acids)
Biological process (GO): iron ion transport; antibacterial humoral response
Cellular component (GO): recycling endosome; plasma membrane; early endosome
Source: RefSeq, a predicted model, not a curated record